UCUUCCGUGUGAUUUUAUUUUACUGAAUUUCAAUGUAUAACACACGCGAAUAUGAAAGAAAUGAUCGAAAAAUAUAUUCUGUUAAAUUUUCGUCAACAUCUGUUCUAUUUCGGAGGACAUAGUUACCAAUCUAAAACAUUUUAAUACAACGGUAAAUGCCUUUUCAAUUUCCACAUGGACAUCGGGCUUUUAUUUACGACUGAUAAUUUGACAGUCGUUUCAAAAUUGAUGAAAACUUCUUGAAAUAUGGAAGAGAAAUCUUGCAAAGAGCAAUUAACAGAAAAUACAGAUAUCAACCAAGAUGAGUUGAUUCUUCAACAACAAAGACGAAUCGAAAUGGAGAUUUCUGAAUCUAUUGCUUUGGUUGGAGAGAAAGAAUCCAUAAAAAGUUUGGAACGUGAAUAUUCUGAAGAUGAAAUAUACCUUUCAAAAGCUAAAGCAUUAGGUCAAAAAUACUCGUAUAUUAGGAGAACUAGACCAGAUGGAAAUUGCUUUUUUAGAGCUUUUAGUUAUGCAUAUCUUGAAAAGUUAAUUGGAAAUAAAGAAGAGUAUGAAAAAUUUCGAGAACUUGCAUUAAAGAGUAAAGAUAGUUUGGUAGCAUUAGGUUUCCCUCAGUUUACAGUUGAAGAUUUUCAUGAUACAUUUAUGGAUGUAAUUGAUAAAGUAGGAGAAGAUACGGAGUCAAGCUAUAUUGAAUUACAUAAACUUUUCAAUGAACAAGGAUGCUCUGAUUAUGUUGUUGUAUAUCUUAGAUUAAUUACUUCUGGUCAAUUACGGCGUGAAGCUGAUUUUUAUCAGCAUUUUAUUGAAGGAGAACGUACUGUUUCAGAAUUCUGCCGUCAAGAGGUGGAACCAAUGUACAAAGAAUCUGAUCACAUUCACAUUAUAGCUAUGAGUACUGCUUUAGGAACUGGAAUACGUGUCCGUUAUAUGGAUAGAGGCGCUGGGACUGAAGUAACUGCACAUGAUUUUCCUGAAGGUGCUACCCCAGCUGUUCAUUUACUGUAUCGUCCUGGUCAUUAUGAUAUUCUGUAUCCUUGAUAAAUCAUGUAUUAAACUGGCAUACAACUUUUUUAAAAACCACAAAGAUUAAUUAUUUAGCAAAUUAUAUCUUGUGUACGUAAUCAAAACUCAUAAAAUUCUUGUUUAGUUAAAUGUAACGUUACAAUUGUAAGUAAUUAAUUUAAGUCUUAUAGAGUAUUCAAUAAAAUUAUGAAAUUUUAUGUAAAA
Molecule: messenger RNA, 1230 nt
Organism: Frieseomelitta varia
Lineage: Eukaryota; Metazoa; Arthropoda; Insecta; Hymenoptera; Apidae
Product: ubiquitin thioesterase otubain-like
Exons: 5
Coding region: 247-1041 (264 amino acids)
Biological process (GO): protein K48-linked deubiquitination
Cellular component (GO): nucleus
Molecular function (GO): cysteine-type deubiquitinase activity; ubiquitin binding
Source: RefSeq, a predicted model, not a curated record